Pseudophryne corroboree (corroboree frog) is the source of this 792-nucleotide messenger RNA. RefSeq names its product DNA polymerase epsilon 4, accessory subunit (gene POLE4). The transcript has 4 exons. Gene Ontology annotation, biological process: DNA-templated DNA replication. Bases 247 to 612 code for a protein of 121 amino acids. The record is from RefSeq and is a predicted model, not a curated record. Gene Ontology annotation, cellular component: nucleus; epsilon DNA polymerase complex. Gene Ontology annotation, molecular function: protein heterodimerization activity. Lineage: Eukaryota; Metazoa; Chordata; Amphibia; Anura; Myobatrachidae.
GGCCUGGUCGGGUCUGUACACUCAUUUACAUUCAUACACUGAGCUAGAAUGGUGAGCGAACGUGACUGACAGCGUCAACCUCUCGAAUCCCCGGAUGUGUCCAUUACCAAGACCAGCCGGCAGCGCCGCUCUGCUGCAGGAUCCGACUAUUAGGAGCCGCCGUCGCGUCAUGUGCUGUUUUCCCGCGCUGGUCGCGUCACUGCAGCCGCCGCAAUACUGCCGCUGCAUCUUGCGGACUUCAGACUGAUGGCUGCUGAGGAGGAGCCGGUUGGAGCAGAGUCCGUGGCACCACCUGAGGCUCCCGGUGCCGAAAGUGAUAGCAAACGUGCGGGAGAGGAGCCGGAGAAAGCAGCGGCGCCCCCGCAGAAGCUGGUCAGAUUGCCCAUGUCUCGGGUGAAGGCGCUGAUGAAGUCGGACCCGGACGUGUCCCUCGCCAGCCAGGAGUCGGUGUUCCUCAUCUGCAAAGCUACGGAAUUAUUCAUUGAAACAAUUGCCAAAGAUGCAUAUAUAUAUGCUCAACGAGGAAAGAGGAAAACACUACAGCGCAAAGACUUAGAUAAUGCAAUAGAUGCCAUUGAUGAAUUUGCUUUUUUGGAAGGCACGUUGGAUUAGAUGGAAUAGAAAUCAUCUUGGACAUAUGCUAUUGGAAUGUUUUGCCCAAAGUAUAAUUAAGGACUAUUUAGCAAAGGAUCUCACUGUGCUCCAAUAGGGUGUUUAUACUUUGUUUUAAUUGUUUUGUUCCCUCUUCACAAUUUUCUCUUGGGAGAAAAAUAAACUUAUGUUUGAAAUGUA